Messenger RNA from Tuber melanosporum (Perigord truffle), 861 nucleotides. RefSeq lists its product as uncharacterized. Gene Ontology annotation, cellular component: RNA polymerase II, core complex; P-body. Lineage: Eukaryota; Fungi; Ascomycota; Pezizomycetes; Pezizales; Tuberaceae. The transcript has 2 exons. Gene Ontology annotation, biological process: positive regulation of translational initiation; nuclear-transcribed mRNA catabolic process, deadenylation-dependent decay; mRNA export from nucleus in response to heat stress. Bases 1 to 441 code for a protein of 146 amino acids. The record is from RefSeq and is a predicted model, not a curated record. Gene Ontology annotation, molecular function: nucleotide binding; translation initiation factor binding.
AUGACUACCCACACACCCCUUACCCGCGCGAAGGAGCAAAUCCACGGCGACGAAGAAGCCGGCACAGAACUGAAACUGGGCGAAUUCCAGAACGUCUCCAGCCUGACGCUCAGCGAGACGAAGGAGGUCCUAACAGCCGUCUUCAACCACAGGCGUGAGCAAGGGAAAUUCAAAGUCCCCGACAACGAGGUGGUCACAAAGACACAACAAUACCUCGAAGUCUUCUCCCGCUUCAAACAGCGGGAGAGCGUGCAAGCUGUUGAACGCAUCCUGGCACUGCAGACCGACCUGGUUGCCUUCGAGAAGAGUCAGUUGGGCACGCUUUGCUGUGAUACCGCUGAUGAGGCCAAGGUGCUCAUACCCAGUAUUGAGGGGAAGAAGAGCGAUGAGGACUUGCAGGAGUUGUUGGAUGAGAUUACAAAGUUGAGGCAGUUUGUUUGAGCGAUCUAGUUGUUGGGGGGACAACGUGCUGAGGUCUAGAGGGGAGGAUAGACAGUGGGGGAAAUCUUCGGGUUCUGAUUAAUUUCUUCUUUCGCCCUUCUUGUGGGUGUUUUGCUUUUUUCUCUCUUCCAUCUUCAAAUUUUCUGGCUGUUAGACCUUACCUCUCCCCCUCUUAUAUUCUCUCUUUCUACCCUCCCUUGCUUGACAAGUCAAUGCGCACACUUCUUUUAUUCCCUCCAUUCUCUUUUUUUUUUUUUUUUUUUUUUCAAAAAAACCCCUCAACUCGCGAUCAUAAUAUAAUAACGGUAUGGCGAUAUAUUACCCGUUCGCCAAAACGAGUGCUUUGCUUUAUUUACUGUACCAGCACCAACCCAUCCAUCCCCAGUCCCACAGGACUUAAAAACAAUUUACAGACAACCU